Molecule: messenger RNA, 925 nt
Organism: Cucurbita maxima (winter squash)
Lineage: Eukaryota; Viridiplantae; Streptophyta; Magnoliopsida; Cucurbitales; Cucurbitaceae
Product: probable esterase PIR7A
Exons: 3
Coding region: 11-910 (299 amino acids)
Biological process (GO): jasmonic acid metabolic process; salicylic acid metabolic process
Molecular function (GO): methyl jasmonate esterase activity; methyl salicylate esterase activity; methyl indole-3-acetate esterase activity
Source: RefSeq, a predicted model, not a curated record
ACAUAUCAACAUGGCAGCUAGGAGCACGGAGAAUACAAUGCAAAAGCUUUUGCUACCGUUUUUGGUUCUCAUUCUGGUUUCGUUCUCCUCUCCAACGUGGAGUUCUGAUCAAUCUGAAUCGACCUAUUCGCACUUUGUGCUCGUUCAUGGCGCAUGUCUUGGCGCUUGGUCAUGGUACAAGGUCAUUACCCUCUUGCAAACGGCUGGUCAUAAAGUGACUGCACUCGACAUGGCCGCUGCUGGGAUCAACCAGACGCAGCCCGAGUCGUUGGCAUCGCUUACCGAGUACUUCGAGCCAUUGUUGAGCUUCAUGGAAGCGUUGCCUUCAGAUGAACGGAUUGUUCUGGUCGGCCACAGCCUCGGCGGGCUCGGUAUCUCCAUGGCCAUGGAGAGGUUCCCUGAGAAAGUCUCUGUUGCCAUUUUUGUGACUGCAGCCAUGCCUGGUCCCAUCGUGGGGUCUUUUACCAUUGAGAAACUGAUGAAAAUACUUCAAAUGCUAAGAGCCUUCUACUCUGAAGAGGAUUCCAAAGCUUCUAAUUCGAACCUAUUCCUAUUCUCUCAAGAAGAAUUGGAAGCCAAGCUUUUCCCUCUCUCGCCACCUGAGGAUCUGACAUUGGCAACAACACUGGUGAGGCCCCAAGCGAUGUUCGGCAUUUUGGAGUCGAUGAAGGAGCUGAGGCUGACAAGAGACAAAUACGGGUCGGUGAAAAGGGCUUUCAUCAUAUCAGAAAAGGACGAGAUGACAUCCAUGAUCAUGGUGUGGGCAAUGCUCACAUUCAACAAGCCAGACCGUCAGGCCGUGGUUAAGGGUUCAGAUCACAUGGUCAUGGCUUCCAAGCCCCUUCAACUUGCCCAACAACUCACCACCAUCGCUCAAGACUUCGCUUCUUCUUCCACAUAUGAUAUGUAAUUAAUAAUAUGUUGA